AUGGGAGAUCGACAUCCUCUCACGGAAAACGUUCAUCUGAUGAGGUCACUUGGGCAUUCAUCCGACGACGUCGCUGUUGUCGUGAACGAUGAGAAGACAAUGGGAAGAGUAAUAGUAGCAGGUGACACAUUUAUGAGACGUGAAGACCUCGACUACCCGAUGAUGUGGAAGCCGCUGAGUGCGAACGAGACGGAGCAAGCGCGAUCGAGGCGAAACCUGAUCUGUGAAGCAGCGUGGAUUAUUCCCGGCCAUGGUGCACCGUUUCCGGUCACUCGACACAUGCGUGUACAGUUUCAUUGUUGA
Molecule: messenger RNA, 303 nt
Organism: Ostertagia ostertagi
Lineage: Eukaryota; Metazoa; Nematoda; Chromadorea; Rhabditida; Trichostrongylidae
Source: the annotation of a GenBank genome assembly